AUGCCCGGUCUAGCCAUGGACGGCUCCGGCGCAGUCCUUCCUGGUACAGGAGUCGCGGAUGCACACUGCGGUCCAUCUCGCAUUUCGUGUCAACCUAAUGGAAGAGUCAGCUUGAAUGGGGAUGGAGAUCCUUCCAUUUCAUUCAUGGAACAAUUCCCUAGGCUAUCUGACGGCCAUCAAGCGUCUCUCGACGAUCUGCCCCCUGAGCUUGCCCAUAUUACUCUUGGUUUUUUUCCCUUCGCCCGCCUUAUCAGUAGAGUUGUCCAGCAGUCAUGGAAUGACUUGAACGAACUUGUCAACGAUAUAGGGAGCAGCCCGCCAUCACAGGUUGAUGUGGUGGCCCGGUUAGGAUCCGCCAACCCGCUGAGCGGUAAAUACCGCGGCGAGCAACAUACUGAAAACGCUUUGAAUAAAAUAAGGCUUCUUGAAUUUGCCCAUACAAAACGGGUCGAAUUCAUUAAGCUAUUAGUACUUUCGCAAUGGAGUCGGCAGGCGAACGAAGUGAGCCGGCUUAUUGAUAUCCAAGCUUUCAUUCGUAUGCGCUAUAGCCUCUAUGGAAUGGUUCUUCAUCGAAUCGGAAAUAUGAAACAAGACCUUGUCGGUGCGCAAUUGGCAAACCCGGAUUUAGGGACUGCUUUGCACAUUUUGUCAAAUGAAGGAAAUGAAACGAUACCAGCGUUCGGAUUUCUCUCUCCAAAACCUUUAGGACCAAGGCGAAUGCUAAACGUGCUCCGAAGAAUCAACAAGCUCAUCAGUAUGCGGUUGACAACUUGUGAUAACAUCCCCUCCGCCUUCAAGAACCACUCCAUCCAAGAUGGGAGGGUCACCUUGAUUGUUCCUGGCGAGUUCGAAAUUGAUCUUUCUGUCGCAUUCGAAACCAACUCAGCACAGUUCUUUUUUGUUGAUAUGAGAUUCUUGUUCUUCCCUUCAUCAUGUCCAAAUGGGGAACUACAAAGAAUUCUGGAUCAGAAAGUUAACGCCGCCUUGAUGAAUUUUGGACUCAUUGGAUGCUUUAACUUGAUGCAUAACCUCACGCUGACCCAUAAGAUUACCAUCCUUUUUAAGCAGGCAGCGGACCUUACGCGCACCUUCUGGGCGGACCACUUGCGCGUUGAAUUACUUCAUCGCACACUGAUUAUACAAUAUUGGACCAAAAAACCAGGAAAAAGUUGGAUCGAAAUAGGCAUUCGCAGUGGCACAAAACGGCCUACAGAAGGUGCAGGGACGGAUACGUCUUUCCUGCAUCUGCGCUGGGUUCGUGAUAAUGAAGAAGUUGAUGCCACAGAGAUAGAUUUUAAUUUAACACAAUUAAGUGCCGAGUCAAUCCUUUUCAGCGUCGUUUCUCUACAUAUUACGCACAUCCUACGAAUUACAUUUGAGCGCCUUCACCAAAAGGCUUUGUAUAGCCUAGGCGCACUUUACCUUGGCAUGGGCGCUUCAUCAAUGGAACCAGGGGAUUGCCACCUCGAAGUGCAGUUCACGCAGACUCGCCGCAUGAACAUGGUGGUGGAGCCUGUAUCAGGCGAUAUAACCCUGCGCAUUGGACCGUCACCGAUAACAAGGUACGAUCCAGAAAUAAUUUUCGACAAAAAUCCUGUCGAAAACGUCGUUGAGCGAAUAUCAAGGCUCCGCUGUGCCGUCGCGUUAGAAGAAGUCGAAUCUCAUGCAAAAGCCGUCGGGUGGAUUUCACUGAACUUGAGGCACAUCAGUCCCGACAACUUGCAGCGAGUAUUCCCGUCGAUUGCUCUUCGACGUCUAUACAAUACGCCAUUUUCUAGCUUUGCCAAUGCCCUAUCCGGGAUGAUUGUGGUCCGGUCCAAUCUCGAGUUCUUGAGUGAAUUUACUACAAUUCGCUUUUUCCCAUCUACCAAAGGUCUAGUGUUGCAACCUUAUCUUCGUGUUCCUAAUAUUUACAUCCACCUCUCCACAACGUUUCCAACCGAAAAGCAUAAACGGUCGUUUUUAGAUGAAAGACUUCGGAUAUCGUACAGAGGAAUUGACCAGCAGUCUGGUCACGCUAUGACAGUGGUUCAUGGUCGAUUCACCACCACUGUUGACGAUUUUGGCGCACUAUUUGCAAGGCCAAACAAGGGCUUUUCCUUUCAGACCAACGGAAGUGGCUUUACCAUGGUGUUCUCUACCCCUAUUGGCUUGCCCAUAAUCACCAGGUUGCUUGACAGGUUACACCAGAUUGAUAACAUGGUUUUUGCCGUUGAGCUAUUGAAAUCUAAAGGAUUCAAAAUCUUCCUUCUGUCACCCUUGCGAAUUUCUUUCGCCUAUCCAUCACGAAAAGAAUUUCGAGGGAGCAUCAGAUAUUCUUAUGAGGAGAAAAGUUCCCAAACCAGGUCGGAGUCGUGUGUUAUUCCAGUCUCAGAUCCUAGUUCAAUCACACACCCUCGUAUCGACAUUGGCUUCAAUCACCAAAACCCUCAUCGGCGCAUUAGGGAAUCGCUCUCCGAAAUUCUCACCUUCCACAGAGAUGGUCUGAAGUUGGUUCUCGAGCUCCUUAAUGCGACACUUCCCUUGCUAUGCGCUUUAGAACAAAUAUGCGGCGACGCAUAUUCUAGGAAUGCACGAUGGUUCGAAACCCAAUUUACAGCACGCAGCGCAAAGAUGUAUCAAAUUCGAUACCCAUUCAUCCGCCAUCGCUUUAAUCUCAGCGCCAGCCAGCGGAAAAGUCAUGUAGUCUGGGUCCUACAAAAUUCGACUCGAGGAUCUGACAGGUCCAAUCACCCUUCUCUAGAGCUCCGUUUAAGAAAUGAAAUUUACAGUGUUCAAGGUGACGGGUGGAGGGGAAUCAACCAUGGUGGCAUUGCUUCCUCAACAAGUGUUGAUCGUCUCGUCUUUGGUCUCCAUAACUUGGUCACGUCUUACAUCGCACAAAUGACACCUCGGAAUCCAAACGAUAGGCUGACCGAGUCGAUCCCAAACGUUAGUCAUGGACUCGAGGGGCACUCCCUCAAGACUGAAAAUCAAAGCGGGCAAGAUGACCGUUUUUCUCUUGCCUCUAAACCUGCCAUCAACGGCGCGAAUGGUAGCCCAGAUACAAAUGUUCAAAGUGCUCAGCAAGAAAGGACUACUGAUGUAGAUGUAAUCUCAAUCGACUGA
Uncinocarpus reesii 1704 is the source of this 3108-nucleotide messenger RNA. RefSeq lists its product as uncharacterized. Lineage: Eukaryota; Fungi; Ascomycota; Eurotiomycetes; Onygenales; Onygenaceae. Gene Ontology annotation, cellular component: core mediator complex; mediator complex. The record is from RefSeq and is a predicted model, not a curated record. Bases 1 to 3108 code for a protein of 1035 amino acids. Gene Ontology annotation, biological process: regulation of transcription by RNA polymerase II. The transcript has 3 exons. Gene Ontology annotation, molecular function: transcription coregulator activity.